UCUUGGAUUUUUUUUUCUCAUUCUAAAUUAACUGAACCCUAUCUUUUAUUUAUAAUAUUAGAUAAUACAUCAAGAUUAAAUAAUAAUUUAAUCAGUCAAAAGUGAAGAAAUUCAAUUAAUAUGUUGUCAUUUACUACGUUACUAUCAUCAUCAACAUCCUGGAUGUCAACUGUAAUUUUUCAAAUUUUUUUAACAACGUAAAUGUAAUCUUUGGCGCCAAGAUUGGCGUUAAAUUUUAUUUUUAAAUAUUUCCUUGAAAUAAAAAAAACCUACACAUGGGAUCUCCAGAAGUAGAACAAGCUCAGCGACGGCUGGAGGAAAUUCUCCAGCGAGCAAAGCAACUCCAAGUACCUACGCGGGAAAUUUUAUCAACAAGACCGGCAAGAAAACUGUUGACACGAACAGAAAAUGCUUUCAUUUGGUUUCUCUUCUUUGGAACAUUUUUAUUGCUUCUUAGUGGACUUUUUUAUGUUCAUUGGGCUUCCCAAGAAGUUGAUACAAUCAAGACUGUCUUUAGACGAGCAUGCGGACCUUCUGGAGAAUUUGCUGAAAGAGUUGCAGCACUUUUGCACUCUUCUACAAAUCAAGACGAGUGCUAGUACCCGCACCUUAGUAGUCAGGAUUUUCUUCAUCGAUCUACAAAAAUGCUGAGUACGAAUUGUCAAUGGAAAACAAUGAAGGUGAAGCGUCAGAAGUCUUUACACUUCAAUAAUGGUAAAAAUAUAUAAUAAUAAAAUAAUAAAAAAAAAAAAGGAUACAAUACAAAGAACAGAAAGAACAGAAAAGAAAUAAAUAAAAAAAAUGUCUAGUGUUUCGUCACACAGGAGACAAGAGUCUUUCGUUGUUCUAUUGUUAUGCCACAAAGUUUCUUGUCAGACAAGAAUAUAUAUCUUGUAUACGACAAAUGAACAGUCUGAUGACUAGUCACAAUUUUCAAUGCAGAAGACGAGAAUAGAGACUGGAAAGAUAAUGAGAUUUAAAUUGUCAAACUGAGAAUGGAUUAGAAAAUAUUUUACGACUAAUAAGGAUGAUUAAUCUUUUGUCACUGCCAUUUUUUAAUUAAUUAUAAAUUAUUAUAACGACUAUCGCGAAUAUUCUCACCAUUUUCAGAAUGAAUAAUUAAGCCAGAAUGAUUAAUUAACAUUUCAAAUGCAUUACAUAUAUAACUAAAUAAUAAAGCAACGAUGUUUAACGGGUUUUCCAAUUGUUUUCAAUAAAGUUAAUAUCAGCCAUUAAUGAAUAAAUAUAAAUAUUGAAAUGUAUUGCAGAGUUUAAAACAUAAAGUAAGUUUUAUUGAUGUGUAUGUUGAAUAAUUAUGUGAUACAUAUCCUAAAAAAUGCAACGAAUUAAAUAAAGAGAUGCUUUAAUUGAAUCCGUGUCUAUGUUGUCAUUACUGUGAUAUAGUAUCGUUAUAUUUUUGAACAAAAAAUAAUAAUCGAGACGAUUUAACAGGUUUACUCGACGACUACUCACAACAUCCAACAGCUUGCGGCAAUUUUAUUAACAGUCUUGACUUGU
Chelonus insularis is the source of this 1518-nucleotide messenger RNA. RefSeq lists its product as uncharacterized. Bases 276 to 599 code for a protein of 107 amino acids. NCBI's taxonomy places the organism in Eukaryota, Metazoa, Arthropoda, Insecta, Hymenoptera, Braconidae. The transcript has 2 exons. The record is from RefSeq and is a predicted model, not a curated record.